AUGCUAGUUUGUUCAAGCCAGGAUGAUCUGCCAGAGAUAGACACGCCUUUGGGUAGAGUUAGGGGAUUUUGGAAGACUGUAGAUGACAGGAAAUAUGCUGCUUUUGAGGGAAUCCCGUACGCAGAACCACCGUUAGAAGAUCUGAGGUUCGAGGAACCUGAACCCAUACCGGCCUGGUCAGAAAUCUGGGAGGCAAACACUCUUCACACGUGUUCUCAACCUCAGUUUAGUGUUACUGAUAUAUCUGGUCAGUAUAAAGUAAUAGGAGAAGAAGAUUGCCUCUACUUAAACGUGUACACACCUGAAGAUUUCGCGAAGAACCCGAAAGCACUCGAUGUGAUAGUGUCAAUCCAUGGUGGUGCUUUUAUAAUAGGUAGUGGAUCUACCGGUUUCAAUACGUCCCUAGAGGAGGAUACCGUGUUUGUAACUUUAAAUUACCGUCUUGGUAUUCUAGGAUUCCUCAGCACUGAAGACGACGUCAUACCCGGCAACAACGGAAUGAAAGACCAAGUCUUGGCACUCAAGUGGGUAAGGGACAAUAUCGCUUCGUUCGGGGGAAACCCCCACUCCGUCACCAUAGUAGGAGCGUCAGCGGGAGGCGCCAGCGUCCACCUCCACUACUUCUCUCCCCUCUCUAAAGGUUUAUUCAUCAGAGGGAUGUCUCAAAGCGGUACAGCUCUAGCACCGUGGGUAACGAAGAAAAAUGCUUUGCAACGUGCUAGGAAGCUUGCUGUGUUGGUGGGCUGUCCUGACAGCCCCUUAGAAGAACUGAAGAAGUGCCUUAAGCAGAGACCUGCAGAAGAUUUAUUAAAUCAGUUGAAAUAUUUCUUUGGUUUCAAUCUCAUGCCAAUUGCACCUUUUGCACCAGUGCACAGUGGUCGGAAAUCCGAAAAAGCUGGACAAAAGUCGAAAAAAGUCGCUAAAACCGAAUUUGCAGUCAAAAAUCUCAAGUUCAAGAUGGCUGACACAAAAUGGCCGAUAUAUCACGUUAAUUUAUUGAAUCUAAUUGAAAUUUCGAGUGCCUCUGGUAUUGAGGUCGCGUAA
This is a messenger RNA of Anoplophora glabripennis (Asian longhorned beetle), 1044 nucleotides long. Its product is annotated as esterase FE4-like. Gene Ontology annotation, molecular function: hydrolase activity. The transcript has 5 exons. The record is from RefSeq and is a predicted model, not a curated record. Bases 1 to 1044 code for a protein of 347 amino acids. Lineage: Eukaryota; Metazoa; Arthropoda; Insecta; Coleoptera; Cerambycidae.